Messenger RNA from Nematostella vectensis (starlet sea anemone), 2229 nucleotides. Its product is annotated as buccalin-like. The transcript is spliced from 3 exons. The record is from RefSeq and is a predicted model, not a curated record. NCBI's taxonomy places the organism in Eukaryota, Metazoa, Cnidaria, Anthozoa, Actiniaria, Edwardsiidae. Bases 1 to 2061 code for a protein of 686 amino acids.
AUGUCACCUGACAGCAAGCAAAUAGAAACCCAGUUUUAUUUAGUUCUGUAUAACGGUGAUUGCUCCGAAAUAGAGCCCAUGGAUUCAAUGAAAUCUGCAUUCAAGUCCUCUAUCAUCGAAUUAGUAGGACGAGAUGAUAUUAUUGUCGAAGUUGAAGAAGUUGUUUGCGGCUCAAUUGAGGUAGUGUUUUCUAUCACUGGACAAAGACUUGACGAGACAAGAGACAUACUUUUAUCAUCUCGAAAAGAGCUUAAGUUUGGGAUGAAUGGCAAAACAUUUACUGCCAUUUCCAUCAAACAUCUGUCGAACAAAGAGAUCACAACCACCGCUGCAGUACCAAGUUCGGCGCCUACAGCUACCUUAGAACCAGAUCUUGGGAUAGAAGCUAUAGGGGAAACGGAGAAAGACAAAGAAAGGCGUACCGUCUUGUUAGUCUACGUACUUUUCGUUUCUCUGUUCGGAGUAAUGUCUGUAUUCGCGGUAGCUGCAUUUAUAUUAUGGUUUUAUAGUAGAAGAAAAAAGGUCAAACUUCGCUUAAACACAGGUAGCCCAUACUCCAGAAACACAUCUCGUAAACACGAAAAACAUUUGGAGCUCACAAAGCUUUCGCCGCUGCAUCAUUUUGCGGAUUUUUAUGGCGGGAAAGAUGCAUUGUCACAUUCGGAUGACUCUGGCGACGAGGAGAACGCGACCACUUCUGCGCUGAUUGAGAAGCUGCGGGGGACUGGGGAUGUUGGACAACAAGGGUUACCAAGCCAAAGGUUUGUCGAGGGUCUGGAUAGCCAGGUUUACCAGGUCAAAGGGUUUACAGAGGGUCUGGAUAGCAAGGAUUACCAGGUCAAAGGGUUUACUGAGGGUCUGGAUAGCAAGGGUUGCCAGGUCAAAGGGUUUACUGAGGUUCUGGAUAGUGAGGGUUGCCAGGUCAAAGGGUUUACCGAGGGUCAGGAUAGUGAGGGUAACCAGGUCGAAGGGUUUGCCGAGGGUCUGGAUAGCAAGUGUUUCCAGGUCGAAGGGUUUACUGAGGGCCUUGAUAGUGAGGGUUACCAGGUCAAAGGGUUUACUGAGGGUCUGGAUAGUGAGGGUUACCAGGUCAAAGGGUUUGCUGAGGGUCUGGAUAGCAAGGGUUUCCAGGUCAAAGUGUUUAUUGAGGGUCUGGAUAGUGAGGGUUACCAGGUCAAAGGGUUUACUGAGGGUCUGGAUAGUGAGGGUUGCCAAGUCAAAGGAUUUACUGAGGGUCUGGAUAGUAAGGGUUUCCAGGUCGAAGGGUUUACUGAAGGUCUGGAUAGCAAGGGUUGCCAGGUCAAAGGGUUUACUGAGGGUCUGGAUAGCAAGGGUUGCCAGGUCAAAGGGUUUACUGAGGUUCUGGAUAGUGAGGGUUGCCAGGUCAAAGGGUUUGCCGAGGAUCUGGAUAGCAAGGGUUUCCAGGUCGAAGGGUUUGCCGAGGGUCUGGAUAGCAAGGGUUUCCAGGUCGAAGGGUUUACUGAGGGCCUUGAUAGUGAGGGUUACCAGGUCAAAGGGUUUACUGAGGGUCUGGAUAGUGAAGGUUGCCAGGUCAAAGGGUUUACUGAGGGUCUGGAUAGCAAGGGUUGCCAGGUCAAAGGGUGUACUAAGGAUCUGGAUAUUGAGGGUUUCCAGGUCGAAGGGUUUACUGAAGGUCUGGAUAGUUAUGGUUUCCAGAUUGGAGGGUUUACUGAAGGUCUAGAUAGCGAAGGUUACCAGGUCGUAGGGUUUACUGAGGGUCUGGAUAGCAAGGGUUACCAGGUCAAAGGGUUUACUGAGGGUCUAGAUAGCAAGGGUUACCAGGUCAAAGGAUCUACUGAGGGUCUGGAUAGCAAGGGUUGCCAGGUCACAGGGUUUACUGAGGGUCUGGAUACUGAGGGUUUCCAGGUUGAAGGGUUUACUGAAGGUCUAGAUAGCGAAGGUUACCAGAUCAAAGGGUUUACUGAGGCUCUGGAUAGCAAGUGUUGCCAGGUCAAAGGGUUUACUGAGGGUCUGGAUAGCAAGGGUUACCAGGUCGAAGGGUUUGCCAAGUUUAAUGCACUAGCCUGCGGCCACCACUAGCUACAUAUAUGGCAUGCAUAACCCAUGUAGCCUCAAAGUCGUAAAAAAUAGGAGAUAUUUUAAUUAUAAAUUAUAGCAUGGCACAAGGGGAAUUUAGUGAUUAAAUGUCCCUGCAACUGAGGCAGUAAUACCAUGAUACUGAGGAAAUAAAAUCAUGACUACGAGUAA